CCGAACUCCUAAAUCUAUUGCUAACUCCAGCUGAGUAUCUGAAUCUCUACCUCUUCACAGAUGACCCUCCAUCUUCUAACUCAAACAUUUCAUCAAACACCAGCCGCGCAACCCCCAUCUCCGACAUCAUGGACAUCACGCCGAUUCUCUCCAACAGAAUGCAGAAAAUCUGGAACGCGGUGGAGCUCCGCCUCCUGGUCCUCCUCAGCCUCUUCUUCCAAUUCGUCCUCAUCUUCACCGGAAACAGACGAAAAUACACCCGAAACAAAUUGGUUUCCCCAACCCUCUGGUUCUGCUACCUCGCCGCCGACUCCGUCGCCACCCUCGCCCUCGGCGUCCUCUCCCAAGCCGAGGGCGAUUCGGAGAAGAACUCCGUCGACGCAAAGCACACAAUCACCGUGUUCUGGGCGCCUUUCCUCCUGAUGCACCUCGGCGGGCCCGACACCAUCACCGCCUACGCCCUGGCCGACAACGAGCUCUGGUCUCGCCACCUUCUCAGCCUCGUCAGCCAAGUCGGCGUCUCCGUCUACGUCUACGUCCGCUCUUUCACGCGCGUGUCGUUGAAUUUCCUCUGGCUCGUCAUCUUCUUCGCCGGAGUUGUCAAGUACGGCGAAAGGAGUCUGGUUCUCUACAACGCCAGUAAAAACCGGUACCGUGACUCGCUGAUUUCUCGGCCGGAUCCGGGGCCCAACUACGCGAAAUUUGUGGACGAGGCGACUUCUAGAGAGGAAGAGGGAUACAGAGUCGAACUUGGGAAUUUAGUCCCCGGCGUCCCGUCAUCCACUCAUGAGGCUCAUGAAGACGUCGAUUGCGACGUCUUGGCGAAGGCCAAUGAAUUUUUCGGAACAUUCAAGAAGCUCUUCGCGGACUUGAUUCUGAGCUUCCAAGACCGCGAAGAGAGCGUUUCUUACUUCACGAAUUUGAGUAGUAAACAAGCCUUCGACAUAGUUGAGAUUGAGCUUGGGUUGGUGUACGACUUGUUCUAUACUAAGUCGCCUCUGGUCUUCUCGAAGAGAGGCUGCUUUCUCCGCGUAUUCAGCUGCUCGUCCACCAUUGCUACAUUCGUCAUCUUCCUCUUCCUCAAAAACAGUUACCCAAAAACAGAGGUGAUCAUCACUUUUGUCUUGCUGGUGGGUGCUAUUUUUCUGGAGAUGUAUGCCAUUCUGGUGCUUUUUUGUUUCGGACAAAAUGAUGAUUUUGUCGGGAUCAGACCUGACAACAAGGCCGGAAGGGAAACUACCCGGAUUCAUAUCACUGCUCUACCGCUUUCGUUUGGUUCCGGCAAGAGAGAGAUGGUCGAAUUUGGUGGGACAAUACAACAUUAUUAGCCAUU
Messenger RNA from Salvia hispanica, 1333 nucleotides. The record is from RefSeq and is a predicted model, not a curated record. Lineage: Eukaryota; Viridiplantae; Streptophyta; Magnoliopsida; Lamiales; Lamiaceae.